UGCUGCUUGCAUGUAGACGCAGCCAAUCUCGUCCCAGUGACGCGCGUCUUGAGAAGGGCUUCAUCGUGAUAUUUAACACACCCACCCCGAAAGAGCACUAGUGCGACUCGGCUGUGCGAGGACUGACCUCGGGACAGGAGUGCGUGGAUAUAUCGACACCUGUCACGGCGCUCUUUCGGGGUUUCGCAGGCGCACGACGGUGCAACGGCGUUCCGAUCGAGGCGGAAACGUAAUUACAUUCUUGUCCAUAUUCACAAAGAUUUCCCACGCCAUUAUCUCUUAUCGGACGACUUUUUCUUGUGUUUUUUUUUAACCCCUCUGUACUGGGACUUGAUUCUUUUGCCUUAGCGCAGUUAUUUACUUGGACAUUGGCGGUACCGAGUGCAUCCGCGGCUUUUACCGCUCAGCGAGGAACUGGGCUGCACUGAUCCAGUUUCGGUGUGAGCUGGGCUGUGCACGGGUGUGAGAUGGCACGCGGCGACGGGUCCGCAGCCCACUGCCUCUGAUUUCGGCGAGCACCCUGCGCGUGAGACGUGGCUUCCAAGCGCGCCGCGCGCGACAAUGCCGACAGGGAAUAUUUCUUAAGUGAUCAUUCCUUCUAUACUAGACGUGCAUGCGAAGGAGGAAUUCUGGUCGUAUCAGAGCAUGCCCUAACACUGCGUGGAUUACGCUUGAAAUGAAAACGCCACAUGGUGUUUUUUUUAUUCAACAUCUUUAAAACGUUGAUAGUAAUGUGGUGCUCAGACGGGCAGCAACCCACGAAAUAAACCACACCAGCUUCUGUUUAGGAUGAUGAAGAUGAUACUCUUCCGUAAAUUCCGAGUGUUGAUUCUCAUGGUCUUUCUUAUAGCGUGCACCAUGCACAUCAUGAUAGACCUGUUACCGAAACUAGAGAAGCGAGCGGCCGGCUCGAACUCCGGCGGUGGAGACUGUACCUGCGCCAAUAGCCCGAGCGAAGAGCCGCGCAACUGGGCGAAACAACGCGCAAGAUCCGCCGCGGAUCCCGGGUGGCCUAACAAGCACACUUUGCGAAUACUGCAAGAUUUCAGCAACGAGCCAAAUUCCAAUCUCACCUCUCAGUCUUUGGAGAAGGUCCCGGUCAACGGGGACAAAGCGGAGCCUUUCAAAAGAGUAAAAGCUGUCGCACCGGGUCCUGAGAGCCAGCGAAACCUGAUCAAGGACGCGAGCGGCGGGAAGCAGCCUGCGCAGGGUGCCGGGAGACUUUCCGCUCUGUAUGAGCACCCCCUUUACAAGACUGAGCUGCCGCCGCUCACAGACGAUGACACGUUGUUUAACGUCAAUGCCGACAUAAGAUUUUAUCCGAAAACUGCAGGGAAUCAAGAAUGGCACAAUGACGGGAACGAAGAGGAGGAAGAGGCAUAUAGCCCGACAAGGGAAGUGGCUGCAGAAUCGUACCCCAACUGGUUGCGCUUCCACCUGGGCGUCAGCCGCUAUGAGCUCUACUCUCGACACAGCCCCGUGGUGGAGGCUCUGCUCAAGAACCUGCAGACCCAGCGAAUCACCAGCGUAGCUAUGAAGUCUGGUGGUACUCAGCUAAAACUCAUCAUGACAUUCCAGAACUAUGGACAAGCCCUCUUCAAGCCAAUGAAGCAAACCAGGGAGCAGGAGACACCCCCAGAUUUCUUCUACUUCUCUGACUUCGAGAGGCACAACGCGGAGAUCGCCGCAUUUCACCUCGACAGAAUUCUAGAUUUCCGACGUGUCCCACCGGUGGCCGGCCGGCUGGUGAACAUGACGCGUGAGAUCCGGGACGUGACCCGCGACAAAAAGCUUUGGCGGACCUUUUUCAUCUCUCCAGCCAACAACGUCUGCUUCUACGGCGAGUGCUCGUACUACUGCUCCACCGAGCACGCUCUGUGCGGCAAGCCCGACCAGAUCGAGGGCUCGCUGGCGGCGUUCCUGCCCGACCUGUCCCUGGCCAAGCGCAAGACUUGGAGGAACCCCUGGCGCCGCUCCUACCACAAGCGCAAGAAAGCCGAGUGGGAAGUGGAUCCCGAUUACUGCGACGAAGUCAAGCAGACUCCACCGUACGACCAUGGCACGCGCCUUCUGGACAUCAUGGACAUGACCAUCUUUGACUUCCUCAUGGGUAACAUGGACCGUCACCACUAUGAGACUUUUGAGAAGUUUGGGAACGAGACGUUCAUCAUCCAUCUGGACAACGGCCGAGGGUUUGGAAAGCACUCCCAUGAUGAAAUGUCGAUCUUGGUGCCCUUGAGUCAAUGCUGCAGGGUGCGGAGGUCCACCUACCUGCGGCUGCAGCUCCUGGCCAAGGAGGAGUACCGUCUCAGCUCCCUGAUGGAGGAGUCCCUCGUGCGAGACCGCCUGGCGCCCGUCCUCAUUGGCCCACACCUGCAGGCGCUGGACCGCCGCCUGCGCCUGGUCCUCGACGUGCUGGCCGAGUGCGUGGACAAGGAGGGCCUCGCCACUGUAGUGGAGGACGACCUUGAGCCCCGGCCUGCCGGGCCCUUCCACCAGGUGCCUGGGGCCAGGUAGUGUUGCCCCGCAGCUGGAACCAGAGCGCCCCUCGCUCCGUCAGGCCUCACCGGCCGCGACCCCCACGUCAUGAGCCUCGGGAUGGCGCACUCCAGUCGCAGCUUUGAAUUCAGUGAAUUCCAAAUUAGCCGCCGAUGCGUCUGACCCCAGCGUCCUGCAUACGUGUGCGUGUUUAUGCCCAUGCCAGAAGAGUUUCUUCCAGAGGCCUCGGACCAGCAGCACUGCAUAAAAGAGAUCCAUUUACUUACCUUUUGGUGGCACCCAUGAGCAGCUAGGACCGCAUUUAUUUUGGUUUUCUUUUCUUGUUUUUUGUUGUUGUUGUUGUUUUGUUUUUGCCUUUGAAAGCCAAGGCUUGUACUUCAGCCAUGAUGGAAGACGCAGAACAUACUAUUUUGUUACAUCCCGCUGUUUCGUUAGAUGACCUGUCCCGCAGAAAGAAAAAAAAAUAUGAAUUUUGCAUAUUUAUAUUUUAAAGUCACAGAGUGACCAAACUGCACAGCGACUGUGCAGAUGAGAUGGUCCACGGCAGAUGCACAAAGACAAUAGAAAAGAGAGAUGAAUAGUUGAUGUACUACAGUUAACAGAACACUUACAGAUAUAUGUGUGGCUGCCGUUCGUUUCGUAUAUAUCCACCUGGUGCAGUGCUGCUUGCGUGCAGAAGGGCAUUUUCAAGCUUUAAGAGGGGCUCUGCAGUGCAAUGCUUCUCCCGCGAGGACUCUCACAACCCCUCUACGCUUCUGACCGGAAUUGCUUCUCCCAGCCUCCCCGCCCCUCGCCACCUUUCAGACUCAUUGCAAAUUUGGAUAUUGUGCGAUCCGACAUUAAGAGGGGUUUUUUUCCCUCUGUGUGGUGAACCUCACACUUCCUCUUUUAUUUAGAGUUAUUCAGCGUUGGAGUGCGCGCGUCGCUUCGGUUUAUUCAAAAGUGUAUCCUGGGUGGAUACUUCGUGCAGAAGUACAAAAUGACGCUGAUUAGUGCUUCUGGGGUCCCGGGGCGGUCCUGACUGCAGUCUUCGACCCCCUGCAGGACGCACGGGACUCCAGCGUCCUUCUCUUCGCCACACGCGCGCGCGAUCUGAUCCCGUCUCUGCGGCGGUGCUCGCGGCGGUGAGCGUGCGGUGCAGUCGCAGAGAGCGGAAGCAAGCGUCCCGGCGUACAGUAUGACCCAAGGAAACAGCCAGUAGUCCCUUUUUAUUGUAAUAUUGGCCGUUUUCAUGAUAUGGCGCCAAUCGUUUUGUCUACUCUUCGAUUCAGUUUGCCGUAUAGAAAUUAUUAAGCAGACACAGUUCUGCGCUAGAGUUUUUUACGAUUAAAAAUGUCUUUUUUUUCUCUCUGCUGGUACUGGAAAUUUUACGACUACACUACAUCCUACGUCAGUGCAGUCAUUAUAGUCCAAAAGCUCUCUUUACAGUUAUUUCUUUUCGUUCCGAAUCACGGAUUUUGGCUUGUGAAUCAUUUGGUAAACAAUGGCCAAAAAAGGCAAGAGAGUACCAUUACCAUAUCCACGGCAGCCGCUGCCUUCCGGUUCACAUAACCCACUUCACAUACAUACCAGCCUUUAUUUAAGAACAGACGUGUGCUUUUACGAUACGGUCCAGAGCAAGCUAUUGCAGAAAUACUCGUUGCAGUCGCGUGUUGUAUUUUGAUUAUUUAUUGACAUCUAAAGAAUAUACAUUAGUGCAAAUGUUCUUUGUUGCUUUUCCUUUUAUCGUUCUUCAUGGGCUCCGUUUUUAUGAGGUUAUCACUUUUAAUGAACACAUCCACAUUAUCUAAAACGGUAUCAUUUGGUCACGAAUCUACAAGACUGCGUACGAUGAGAACGGUGAAUUGGCGUACGCGAGCAUUUUCUGCGUAAACUCAGUGCCUGUGCAAUGCUAGAUACUUGAAUGUUUUUGGGACAAAUGAACCUUACGACCCUUCCGGACAAACAAUGAGCGUGAUUUCGCAACAGGGGAGACGCUGGGACCGUGGUGGACUUCAGGAUGUCAGGCUGGAUGGAAAGUCUCCCUGCUCGUUCCAUGUGUAUGUGUACAUAUCUAUAAUUACUAUACGUUCAACCCAAGAGGCUGUUGUUAACGGCCAAAAUGCUUCUGUCCUCGACCCCCUUAUGCAUUGUUACUGUGAAGACUUGUUUGCAAAAUGAUAAAGAUGUGCAAUAAAAGAAGCUUAAGCUGUU
Molecule: messenger RNA, 4692 nt
Organism: Electrophorus electricus (electric eel)
Lineage: Eukaryota; Metazoa; Chordata; Actinopteri; Gymnotiformes; Gymnotidae
Gene: fam20ca
Product: FAM20C golgi associated secretory pathway kinase a
Biological process (GO): protein phosphorylation; enamel mineralization
Cellular component (GO): Golgi apparatus
Molecular function (GO): protein serine/threonine kinase activity
Source: RefSeq, a predicted model, not a curated record